Fonticula alba is the source of this 1856-nucleotide messenger RNA. RefSeq lists its product as hypothetical. The coding region runs from base 9 to 1760 and encodes 583 amino acids. The record is from RefSeq and is a predicted model, not a curated record. NCBI's taxonomy places the organism in Eukaryota, Rotosphaerida, Fonticulaceae. The transcript has 4 exons.
UUCGAAUCAUGGUGGUCUUUUUGUUCGUCGACUACAUGGCUGCGGUCACCGUGCCGAUUCAGCUGCUCUUCUUUGGGCUCUACUUCCUCCGCUUCCAGCAGGAGCCCAUCACCCCUCGGGGCCGGUUCCUCACCUCAGUCACAUUUAUUUUCAUCUUGAUUCACCACAUUGUCUUGCUGGUGACCCUGUAUGACCCUCGACGGUUGAUUGUCUCCUGCUGGGGCGUUCUCAUCACCUCCGGGCUAUACCCCCUUUUUUGGGGCCUGCCAUACGUCCUCCGGGCGUUGGUUGUUUACUACCGGCACAUGCACAACAAGCAUGCCAUGUGCAUGUCGCGCCUGAGCAUGUUGCGCGACUCGUCAUCGGCUUCCCAAUUGCACGAGGAUACCUUGCUUUUGCCGGCCAGCCCGGCGGCCGGUGGGCGGGAGAUGCCCCAGGAGGGCUCGCGCUUCUGGAGCUUGCUGAUGCCGUGGAGGACAUCCGGCCGAUCGGGCGAGGCCAAGGCUUCGGAUGCCCUUCCGGAGGGGAGCCACCCGCUGGAGCCGCUGACCUCGAAGGUGGACCCGGCGCCCGGGGCAGCGGGCGCAUGCGCCUCGGCCGGGCUCCCGGAAGGCACUGCGAGCUCCACCAGCAUGGAGCCCGUCUCGCCGGGGGGGUCUCUCUGCCAGUCCAAGCACAAGACCUCGGCCUUGAGCUUGACCAUGGAUGCCCCUUCGCCGACCAGCGAGCAGCCUGGCGAGGUGGUCGAUGUGUACCAACUUAAGCAGAAGCUGGCGCAGGAGUUGAACAAGGCCAUCACCUUUCGCAAGACCAGGAGCUUUGCCCUGCUGAAGUGGGUUCAAUCGUCUCGCAACCAGGUCAUCAUCUUCCUCGGGACCAGCCUCGUGUCAUUGAUCUUUGUGGUGAUGGCCAUGAUCCUAACCAUCGACACCCCUUUCGAUAAUUACACCAACGCCAACCCCAGCUGCAUCUAUGGCUCGAAGUAUGUCAUCAUGCUGGAGGUCAUUGUCCUGAUCCCGAUUGUGGCCAUACCGGUGACCAUGGUUUGGUCCGCGCGGGACAUCUACCUCAUGAAGCAGGAGCUCUACAUCAAUACAUCGGCCUCCUUCCUGGUUGCCCUGCUGUGGGGCAUCUCGGCGGCGAUCGGGGAUAUGGGCUGGUUCCGGCCGGAAAUCAUCGCCAUCUUCCUGACAACCUUCAACAAUCUGCUGAUUGUCAUCUUCCCCGUGACCCUGUCCUUCCUGCCCUUCUACCGGAAUUUGACGCACCAGCGGAACUGGAAUCCCCUGUUCAUGAGGGAGAGCCAAUCCGCGGAGGAGCCCCGGUCGGCUGUGAAUGGGAUCUUGGACUUCGAGACAUUCCGGCACUUCCCCGGGCCGGCCAUGCAGUUCGAGCAAUUUUGCGUGGAGUCCUGGUGCGCGGAGAUCCACCUCUUCCAGACCCGCUGCCUGAGGUACCUGGACAAUUACGACCGCAUGUCCCCGAUGCAGCGGUACCGGGAGGUGCUGGAGAUGCGCGACCAGUUUGUCCGCAUCGAGUCGCCCUUCGAAAUCAACAUCCCCGGCAACAUGCGGCAGAAGCUCCUGCGGACCUUUGACGAGGUGGCCGUUUUGGACCAGGACGGCCAGCCGGGGCCCAUCCCCCGGGACAUCUUCCUGCCGGCGCAGCAGGAGACCAGCGAGCAGCUGAAUCGCCUGCUGCACAUCUGGCGCGACACGCCGGCCGGCAAGCGCGAGACCCAGGAGCUCCUGGUCCUCUGACGGGCGACGGCCGGGGGAUUGGCUGGCCAGGUGAAGUUGCCCGGGCCGCCUCCCUUCCCGGUCGUGUGUGUGUGUGGCUCUCUCUCUCUCUCUCUC